Molecule: messenger RNA, 666 nt
Organism: Colletotrichum truncatum
Lineage: Eukaryota; Fungi; Ascomycota; Sordariomycetes; Glomerellales; Glomerellaceae
Product: prohibitin-2
Biological process (GO): mitochondrion organization
Cellular component (GO): mitochondrion; membrane
Source: RefSeq, a predicted model, not a curated record
AUGUCUGGAGGAAGAAACCCUAUGGAGGAGGCCUACGAGCGCCUCAGGCAGGUUGCGCAGCAGCAGCAGAAACGAGGCGGCUUCGGAGGCCCCGGCGGUAUGCCUGGUGGCCCUCGCGGUAUUGGUAUGGGACUGGGCGGUCUUGUGCUUCUUGGUGGUGCCGCUUUCCUUGCCCAGAACGCGCUAUUCAACGUCGACGGUGGUCACAGAGCGAUCAAGUACCGGAGGUUAAGUGGUGUGAGCAAGGAGAUCUAUAGCGAAGGAACUCACUUCAUGUUGCCUUGGUUCGAGACUCCCAUCACCUACGAUGUUCGCGCGAAGCCUAGAAAUGUCGCCUCUCUUACCGGAACCAAGGACUUGCAGAUGGUUAACAUCACCUGCCGUGUGCUCUCGAGGCCCGACAUCAAGGCUCUCCCCCAGAUCUACCGCACAUUGGGCACUGAUUACGACGAGAGAGUUUUGCCCUCUAUUGUGAACGAGGUCCUUAAGAGCGUGGUUGCUCAGUUCAAUGCUAGCCAGCUUAUCACCCAGAGAGAGAUGGUCGCCAAAUUAGUUCGCGAGAACCUGUCACGAAGAGCGGCGCGGUUCAAUAUUCUCCUGGACGAUGUUUCUCUGACGGUAGGGUUACGCUCUAUUCAGCCCCCAUGCUCUUCAAAACUAACAUAA